Nerophis lumbriciformis (worm pipefish) is the source of this 3087-nucleotide messenger RNA. It is a transcript of the gene lrrtm1, whose product is annotated as leucine rich repeat transmembrane neuronal 1. Gene Ontology annotation, molecular function: protein binding. Lineage: Eukaryota; Metazoa; Chordata; Actinopteri; Syngnathiformes; Syngnathidae. The record is from RefSeq and is a predicted model, not a curated record.
GGAGAAAAAAAAAAAAGACAGAUACCUGUGAAAAAAAAAAAAAAAAAAAAAAUGUUCUCCUCUCCCCAUCAUUGCAGCAGAGGACUGCGGAGGAGCUGAAGAGACGGAGCUCAUGCAUGCUGACCGCGGGAACUUGCGCUUUCCACCGUCUCCCCACUUGGAUUCCGCCUCUUUGACUUGAGGAGAACUAAGACAUUGUACGCCUGCCAAGGAUCUGGUGUCCACUGAAAGGAGAGACGGGAGGGGGUGGCGGUGAAUUGGUGCCACAGUGGGGUCCUUUUUUAGACCCGCACAUAAUUAGUGUCGCGGGGCACAAAGCGAGACGCUGAAUGUCAGCUUUCGGAUAAGGGGGGGUGAGUCGGAAUCUUCUCAGAUAAGAUCGAUCCGUGAGGACAUUUUUUUUUUUUUGAUGUCUCCUCCCACCGUUUGAUCGGAAUCAUAAGAGACUUCCUCCGUCAGGAUUUUCUUAGUUGACCAAAUGAAAACGACUAAUCCGGCUAAAGAAGAAAUACUGAAUACUAAACAAGGCGCGAUGCGCGACAUAUGAUGUGAGAAGUGGGGAGACAAUAUCCAGAGUGAAUGGACAUUUGCUCAGUGGCAUCCCUGGAUAUUCAUGCUGAUGGAUUUCCUUUUAAUUGGACUGUACUUAAAGUGGCCGGUGAAGAAGCCCCCGGGGUUGAUACUGUGUUCAUUGGGCAUUUUUCUGAGGAUGGUCCCCUCGGCGGAGGGGGUUUGUCCCAGGCUGUGCCGCUGCGACAGCAAGCUGCUGUACUGUGAGGGGCUGAACCUCACGGACAUUCCCCAGAACCUGAGCAGCGCCUUGGGCCUGUCGAUGAGGGAGAACAACCUGACCGAGUUACGUGACGGCCAACUGGCCGGCCUGUCCCAGCUCACCUGGCUCUACCUGGAUCACAACAACAUUGACAUUGUGGAGGAGGCUGCAUUCGAGCGGCUGAGGCGGGUCAAGGAAUUGGACCUCAGCAGCAAUCGGAUUGAGAGUCUGCCAAACGGCACCUUCAGGCCCCUCCCCAACCUGCGCAUCCUCGACCUCUCGUACAACAGGCUGCAGGCCCUGGAGCCUGACUUGUUCCAUGGCCUUAGAAAGCUCACCAAUUUGCAUUUGCGCUACAACGCUCUCAAAUUCGUGCCAGUGAGGAUUUUCCAAGACUGUCGGAGCAUGCAGUUUCUCGACUUGGGAUACAACCAACUGCAGAGUCUGGCACGGAACUCGUUCGCCGGACUCUUCAAGUUGUCGGAGUUGCAUUUUGAGCACAACGAGCUGGUUAAAGUCAACCUCGCCCACUUCCCCCGACUGAUCUCUUUACGCACCCUGUAUAUGCACAACAACCGCGCGACCAUUGUCGUCAACACCCUGGAAUGGACGUGGCACUUCUUGGAGAAGAUCGACCUGUCAGCCAAUGAAAUUGAGUACGUGGAGCCACAUGUUUUUGAGAGCGCGCCCAACCUCAAGAUAUUGAUGCUGGACUCUAAUCGCUUGACUUCUACGGACCAGCGCAUUUUGGACUCGUGGUCCUCCCUGACCAGCAUCACCCUCGGAGGGAACGACUGGGAGUGCAGCCGCAAUGUGUGUGCCUUGGCCUCGUGGUUGAGUGCCUUUCGAGGGCAACGGGACAAUUCGCUCUUGUGCUCGAGCCCGGACACGGCACAAGGCGAGGACGUCUUGGACGCCGUCUACGCUUUUCAGCUGUGUGAAGACCCGCCUCUGGAAGUUACCUCAGCGGGCAUGUACGCCUCCACAAGGGAUCUGGCUCACGGCGGCUCCGUGUUCCUCGGCCCUUUCACCCCCAACCCUUACGAGGGCGAGGGCGGCGAGGUGGUCACCAGUUCGUUCACUGUCACGGUGGGCCACGGCGACCUGGAGAGCACCAUGCAGAUCCACAAGGUGGUGACGGGCACCAUGGCCCUCAUCUUCUCGUUCCUCAUCAUCGUGCUCAUGCUCUACGUGUCGUGGAAGUGCUUUCCGGCCGGAAUAAGGCAGCUGAGGCAGUGUUUCAGCAGCCAGCGCCGCAAACAGAAGCAGAAGCAAAGCAUGCAGCAGAUGGCUACAAUUUCUACACCGGAGUACUACGUUGACUAUAAGCCUAACAAUAUCGAGGGAGCUCUGGUGAUCAUCAAUGAAUACGGCUCAUGUACUUGCCAGCAGCAACCUUCUCGGGAAUGUGAGGUGUGACCCGGGCCUGGUGGUAAAUCUGUUCUUUUUGGAUAAGUGCACGCAGGAUUAAAUGUAUAUUUUGGUCACAUCUUACGCAGCAUAUCACUGUGAUAUGGAAGUUUGCUUCACGGAGCUGACCAUUUUGCUGUGGAUUUCCUGCUGUAUCUUUGCCCACUCGACGCGACAGUACCAGGCAGAACGGGCUCUUGACUUGCGGACGGCUUGACGCACCAGCGUCACUGAGAGGAAUACAUUACAAGCUGCACAUUUUUUCCCUGAUUCGUGGAUAUUUGAGCUUUAAUGUGUCUUUCGGCUGCGGGACAUGUAAUUAAAACUGUGGACAAAAAAAACAUUUGUAAUAUGGUAAACGAUAUUUGACAAGGAUCUAACAUAUAUAUAUAUCAAAAAUAUUUAAGUUGGAUUCCAAAUGUAAAGAUACAAGUAUGUGUAAAAAUGUUAAAAAAAAAGAAGUGCAAGUGUGGAUUUAACCGAUUCAAAAUAAUCUAUUUCUUUUGUAAACUCCAAAAAAAAAAGAAAAAAAAGAAAGAAGCAAAAUGUUGAAAUACAUGCUGUUCACAUUGAAAUCAUGUGUGUGUGUGAGAGAGGCUGCUCAGAAAUGAAAUGUGUCGGCUGACUCGAGUGCAAUACCUCCGCAGUCCUUUAAACAAACCACACAAAAAACAGAAAAAAGAGACAAGCAGAAAAUGAAAGGCACAUUUGCAACUCAUCCCAAAUGUAAUAGCCAUUGUCUAAAUUUCUCUUUUAUCUCACAUUGUGUUGCUUUAUGAUUCACUGUGUUGGUUCACUGGUAGUAUUGUUCCCUCCCCUUGCUUUCAAUCGCACAUUUUGAUCAGUUAGUACACGUCCAUAUUAUUAUAUCUGUGUACCAUCAAAGUAAAGAAAAAUAUAAAGUC